AACGCACAGCAGCGAUCGGCGACAUUUGUGUACACGUAGUCGGCUCGAUGUGCUGGAUAUUUGAGCUGAUGGAAACUAGCUAGCUUGUUGCAGCUAGGCUGUAUUCAAACAACUAAAUUAAAACAAUUUUGUAUGGCAGUCGUACUGCACGGUCCGGUCCAUGGAAAGUUAACCCUUGAAUUUGAGGAUUAAUAACGUUUCAAGGUGGCGACAGACAAGGUUGCAGGAAAGCUGAGUUCUACACUCUCAUGGGUCAAGAACUCGGUGUCGCACACGGUCAGUCAGAUGGCUAGCCAGGUGGCCGCGCCCACGUCCUUGCAGACCACCGCCACCUCCUCCUCCACCUCCCUGUCCUCCCCCGCUCUCUCCCCAUCCUCCCCCGCCCAACUCAGCCCCGAUGAGGUGGAGCUACUCGCCAAGCUUGAUGAGCAGAACAGGUUGCUGGAGACGGACUGUAAGUCCCUGAGGUCGGUGAAUGGUUCCCGGAGAAACAGCGGCUCUUCGCUGGUGUCCAGCUCCUCGGCCUCGUCCAACCUGUCCCAUCUGGAGGAGGACACCUGGAUACUGUGGGGGCGCAUCGUCAACGAGUGGGACGACGUGCGCAAGAAGAAGGACAAGCAGCUAAAGGAUCUAGUCAGGAAAGGGAUUCCUCACCAUUUCCGGGCGAUAGUUUGGCAGCUGUUGUGCGACGCCCAGAACAUGCCCAUCAAAGACCAGUACUCGGAGCUGCUGAAGAUGACUUCGCCCUGCGAGAAGCUGAUCCGCAGGGAUAUCGCUCGCACCUACCCCGAGCACGACUUCUUCAAGGAGAAGGACUGCUCUGGACAGGAAGUGCUUUUCAACGUCAUGAAGGCCUAUUCCCUGGUGGACAGAGAGGUCGGUUACUGUCAAGGAAGUGCUUUUAUCGUCGGACUGCUGCUCAUGCAGAUGCCAGAGGAGGAAGCGUUCUGUGUGUUUGUGAAGCUGAUGCAGGACUACAGACUGAGGGAGCUUUUCAAGCCCACCAUGGCGGAGCUGGGCCUCUGUAUGUUCCAGUUUGAAUGUAUGAUCCAGGAACACCUGCCCGAGCUCCACCUUCACUUCCAGGCCCAGAGCUUCCACACCUCCAUGUACGCCUCCUCCUGGUUCCUCACCAUCUUCCUCACCUCCUUCCCCCUGCCCGUCGCUACCAGGAUAUUCGACAUCUUCAUGUGUGAGGGUUUGGAGAUAGUGUUUCGCGUGGGCCUGGCGAUCCUGCAGAUGAACCAGACAGAACUCAUCCAGCUGGACAUGGAGGGAAUGUUACAGCACUUUCAGAAGGUCAUCCCACACCAGCUAGACAGCGGACCAGACAAGGUCAUACAAGCUGCCUAUCAAGUCAAGUACAACGCCAAGAAGAUGAAGAAGCUAGAAAAAGAAUACACUACAAUCAAAACCAAGGAGAUGGAGGAGCAGGUGGAGAUUAAGAGACUGCGCACUGAGAACCGCCUGCUGAAACAGAGGAUCGACACGCUGGAGAAAGAAAGUGCUUCCUUGGCAGAUAGAUUGAUCCAGGGACAAGUGACGCGAGCCCAGGAGGGCAGGAGAGCUACCCUGGUGAAGCGGGAGCUAGCCACGGUCAGGCAGCAGGGCGAGGACAUCAGCGCACAGCUGGAGCAGGCCUUGGGCGUCAUCAGCCAGCUCCGGCAGCCACAGCGCCACCCAGCGAAGGGAAGCCCCCGCUACAGCGAGGAGUUCACCCUGCAGCUGGAGAGGGAGCUGGUCCAGGCCCGGCUGAAGGAGGCCGAGUCCCAGUGCGCCCUCAAGGAGAUGCAGGACAAGAUCCUGGACAUUGAGAAGAGGAACACGUCCCUACCGGAUGAGAACAACGUGGUGAGGCUGCAGGAGGAGCUGAUAGGGGUGAAGCUGAGGGAGGCGGAGGCUGUGACGGGCCUGAAGGAGCUGAGACAACAGGUCAGAGAUCUGGAGGAGCACUGGCAGCGUCACCUGGCGCGCACGGCCGGCCGCUGGAAGGACAGCCCCAGGAAGAACGCGGUGAGCGAGCUUCAGGACGAGCUGAUGAGCGCCAGGCUGCGGGAGGCCGAGGCCCUGGCAGAGCUCCGAGAGAGCCGACAGAGGAUUCUGGAGAUGGAGACACAGAACCAGAUUCACGGCAACCAACUUCGCCGGGCGGAGCAGGAGGGCAGAGUUUUCCAAGAGCGCAUGGAGUCGCUGACCAGUCAGAACAAGGGUCUGCUCCUGCAGCUGCAGGAGUUCAAACGCAAACAGGCUGAGAUCGAGUGCAAGAGCAAGGAGGAGGUGAUGGCAGUGAGGCUGAGAGAGGCCGACAACAUUGCAGCGAUGGCCGAACUCCAGCAGCAGAUCUCAGAGCUGGAGAUACAGAAGGAAGAAGGGAAGGUUCAAGGUCAGCUCAAUAACACCGAUUCAAGCCAGUACAUCCGGGACCUGAAGGACCAGAUAUCGGAGCUGAAAGAUGAGAUCCGCUGUCUAAAAGGCCAGAGGGGCGUGGCCAAGACGCCCACUUUUGACGGGAUCCACAUCGUCAACCACUACGUGGUGGAUGACGAGUUGUACCAGUCCUCGGACGAAGACGGAGUCAGGGGCCCGGCCCAUCUGGGCCCCCAGCCCACCAGCAGCAGUCGCCUCAGACUGCACCCCGAUCUGGGGGACUCUGACAGCGAGGACGAGGAGGACGAGGGCCUGCGUCUGUCCGUGCCCUCCAACGGUAACCACAAGACCACCACGGUGUGACCGGGCCCAGGGGGGCGGGGCCCCGCAGGACUCGUCACUCGCGGGGGAGCAGGGGACGCGGGAUUGGUUGGUUGCUCUGGGAGAACGCACGGCCUAGGACUCGGGGACAGCUGGGAUGCUCCAAAUCGAUCGUGUCGCCCUUUUAGGAAUCAUAUUAGAAUCACACCUGUGGAGUUUUCCUCUGUUUGUAUUUGUCUGAGUUAACCGUUUUAUUUUUUUAUUUUAUUUGUUUGUUUUUGUGUCCUUUUUUUGUAAUUUAUGCCUAAACCUGUCUGCUGAAUAUAUCAAUGCAGUGCUCUGGGCGUUGACAGUAUCGGAGAGGAGCACCAAUCAGGUUUGAGAUUUGUAAGCACCCCAGACCCAUCUUGGUGGGCUGAGCCUAUCCCGGCUAAGACACCACUAGGCCACGCCCCUUCCUCAGUCCCACAACUAGGUACAACACAGAGACUAUAAUGGAGCGUUACGUGGAUUACAAUAACACACUUCAUUCAAUAGGUUUUAUUUUUUAUUUUUUUUCAAUGUAAACGUUUUAGGUAAACACCAAUAAUAAAUGUCUCCUUUUCUAAGUGACCUAUUAAGAUGGAACUUGUGAGGGAGGGAUGUUUGUCACUAAUGUAGUACUAAUGAAUAUGGCGGAGAGCCCAGCAUCAAAGCAAGACUGUAUCAACCAACAUAGAGUUGGAGAGAGUUGCCUGUCGACCUUAGAGUACCACAUGCCUGGUCAGGGGCAGGGAGUCAGGAGGUCAGGUUGAAUCUUACAUCUGUGUACAUAUGUAAAUGUGCUCGUAUUGUCUUUACCCCCCCCUCCCCCCAAUUCAAUUUUAACUUGAACAUAUGUAUCUAAUGAUGAAUUCUUUGCAUAUCUGAUGUUUAUAAUGUAUUGUACGAUUCAGACGAAAGGGACUUUAUUUCUGUAGUUGGAGGUCUUUGUUAAUGAGGCCGUUGGGGGUUGUUUCGCAUUUUUCCACAAACAUUGUGUCUUUGUACGGCUCGUUUUUUCAGAUCGCAUUCAUGGAUGUGGCAGGCAGGCCGAGUCCUGACUGAGGAAUAACGGAUCAUUUAACUUUAUGGGAAUAUCUUAGCAUGCUGUGUUAUGGAAGCAUGUUACUAGUUAAAGUGAAUCAUCUACACAUCAAGAGGAGAAAAGUAAUGCUGCAUUUGUCAAGUGGGCAUCCAAAUCAACUGAGGAACAUUCGACUUUAACAAAGUUGUGCAAAAUGUAUUGCACACGCUGUAUCAUGGUCCCGGGGAAACCUUAAUAGCAGUUGAGGAGCAUGUUUUACAGCAGACAGGGUUGUCUGAAAAAACAGAGAGUUAAGGUGCACUGUUGAGAGAUGAAGCAUUGUCUAAUGUUACUAAAGUCCAUGCCUUUUACACAGGCCCUGUUGUUAAGUUAGCUCCACUACGGUCACACAGAAUGACAGUUAUCUAUAAGGCCAUCAGACUCUCUAAAUUAUUACAACACUAAACAAGUGCCCCUGUUUCCAGUUAAGAGUAGCUGUGAUUGAAUCCAAACCACAACCUAUAUCAGACUGGUCUUGGGAUACUCAGACAUGCUGUAGGAUCAGCUACCAGAAUGCACUGCUAACUUCUUUUUUUUUUGGUGUGCUAAUGCGAUCACCCAUGGAAUAAGUUGCUUGGAGGAGGCAUGCGUUGUCAGGCACUUUCAGACAGUGUGGAGCGCAGUACAGCGUAUGGCUGCCCUUAACACUAUGGAAUGAUUAUCACACUGAAAACGUGUGAGAUUGUUGUGUGUGAUGAGUUCACAAAUAAACUAUUUCAUAAAUGA
This is a messenger RNA of Hypomesus transpacificus, 4519 nucleotides long. RefSeq names its product ecotropic viral integration site 5 protein-like. NCBI's taxonomy places the organism in Eukaryota, Metazoa, Chordata, Actinopteri, Osmeriformes, Osmeridae. The record is from RefSeq and is a predicted model, not a curated record.